This is a messenger RNA of Kuraishia capsulata CBS 1993, 3138 nucleotides long. RefSeq lists its product as uncharacterized. Bases 1 to 3138 code for a protein of 1045 amino acids. Gene Ontology annotation, cellular component: cytoplasm. NCBI's taxonomy places the organism in Eukaryota, Fungi, Ascomycota, Pichiomycetes, Pichiales, Pichiaceae. Gene Ontology annotation, biological process: peptidyl-serine phosphorylation; autophagy. Gene Ontology annotation, molecular function: protein serine/threonine kinase activity; ATP binding. The record is from RefSeq and is a predicted model, not a curated record. The transcript has a single exon.
AUGCCUGAAUCGCCGCCGCCGAACAUUUCCUCGUCUUCAUCGGAUGAGCAGUUCCAGCGGGCCAAGUCCCAUAGCCGAUUGGCUGAGAUUGCACACAUAUUUAGUGGAAUUCUGAGCGGAAAGAACUCUUGUGCGAACUCCCCAUCUUCGUCACCGGCGGUUUCACGACAAAACUCCACCGUGUCACUGCACAGACUGGCCAGCAAGCUUGAGGAUAUCCAGAGGCCGUUGACUUCAUCACAGCCACGCAAUUUACGAGGUAUUUCUUCUGAGAAGAUCACCACUUUGCGAGCAUCCAGGCCAGACCCGGCCUCGGCUUCUUCGCUGGUGAAGGAAACCCAUCAUGUUCAUCUCGAGUACGACCCAGUUAGUCGGCGCAAAGUGUUGAACACUUAUGAGAUUUUGAAAGAUCUGGGUUCUGGUCAACACGGAAAAGUGAAACUGGCGCGUGACAUUGAAUCCAACCGACUGGUGGCAAUCAAGAUCGUGGACCGGAAAGCCAAACCGCGUUUGGGUAGACUCACAAGACCGGGUAAUUCUCAGGAAGACAAAAUCCGCAAGGAGAUUGCCAUCAUGAAGAAGUGUGACCAUCCCCAUGUUGUGAAGUUGAUCGAGGUGCUGGAUGCCGAGAACUCCCGUAAGAUCUACUUGGUAUUGGAGUAUCUUGAGAAGGGUGAGAUUGAAUGGCAGAUCAAUGAUCCGAAAUCUGGUGAAAAAGGGCCGUUUUUACGGUUUGCUGAGGCCCAGCAGGUAUUUCGCGAUGUAGUGAGCGGACUGGAGUACCUUCAUUACCAGGGAAUCAUUCACAGGGACAUUAAACCCUCGAAUUUGCUUGUUUCCAAGAAUAAUGUUGUCAAGAUAUCUGAUUUUGGUGUUUCUUUCUCUGCGAACCUGGAUGGCCAGGAUGAGUACGAGCUUGCAAAAACCGCAGGAACUCCCGCAUUUCUGGCACCAGAACUGUGUCAGACUGAAGGUUAUGACUACGAUGUCCCUGUUACUUCCAAAAUAGACAUAUGGGCUCUUGGUGUCACUCUUUACUGUCUUUUAUUUGGCUCACUUCCUUUCAAUGGCGAGUCUGAGUUUGCUCUUUUCGAGUCGAUUAACAAGGAUUCGCUGGAUGUCCCGCCAAAAUCAAAACUACGCGAUCCAACCAGCGUCUCUGAUCCGGAAUAUGAAGAGGCCAAAGAUAUGCUGUUGAAACUACUCGAGAAAGACCAGAAUGAUCGUAUAGGAAUUGAUGAUAUCAAAGAUCAUCCGUUCUUUGCGUCGGGACUCAGUCGAACUGAAUCGCGCAAGUAUGCUACUGACAUGCGCUCCCAAAAAAUUGAUGUCACAACUAAGGAGGUUGACGAAGCCGUAAUAGGCAUUGGUAACCGUAUUAAAAGAGGAAUUGCAAGCGCCCUGAAACGCGGAAAUUUCAAAGCAUCGCCUGUUACUUCUGCUAAUAGCGGGACUCCUCUGUCUGAUCACAGACUCCUGUUAGGCAGGGAGCGAAGUUCGAGCAGCGCGAGAAAUGCUAAAAGUAUUCUUGAUUCUCCGGCGAGAGACCAUUCUUUGAUUCUGAGUGAAACACCCGAAAUCGACUCUCCUACUCACCCUCUGGACAUCGUCUCUGCUAGUCCCACAACCACAACUGCUGGACCAGGAUCACCGGUUUUGCAGAGUAUGAGGGAUUUGCACAUCCGCAAGGCUUCUUUAACGACAUCAAUUGACUCGUUUGGAUCAGGCUCUGCAGGGCUUCACGAGACAAAACAGAACGUCGGCGGCGAUAUCUAUCUGGGUGCGCGGGAUUCGGCAGUUGCGCAACUCGCUGGCAUCAUGGACAAAGACGAAGAUAAAAGGCGGAAGAGUGUUGAUUUGUUGAACUCGCCAAAAUCUGCCGAGGAGAAGACUGGACUUAGAAGAGAUAUUCCGACAGCGGCAGUGCCUAGUUGUGAGGCGGAUGAGCUUCUAAUCUCGGAUCACCCCUCGUUCUUCGAUUCCAGCAACCGCGUUUCGUUGCCGGUAACAGACAGCUUUGCCUCGCUUAACAGCUUUUACGAUGACAAAAUAUACCCGGAGAUAGUCUCUCCGAUCAGUCCAUCUGGAUAUGGAGCCGGAACCGGCAUUGCUGGUUCAAGAAAUGCAGCGUACGUUUUCAGAAAACCUUCAGUCACAAGUCCCCCUUUAGCAGCAAUUGAUAACACAGUCUUCAAGGACAGCUACAAGGAGGACAAUGCGAUUCCAAGAGGAAAACCAACCGUGCCUUCAAACAGACAGCACACGCCGCCUUGUCCAAGAGUGAAGUUUGAGCCCUCGGUGAGACCAAGCGUGUCAAGAUCUGGUGAAACUGUUACUAAAAAGGCUGACACAAGCAGAGGAGGCUCGUUUUUCAUCCAUUCGGACGAAAGUUCCGAUGACGAAUCAGUUUCAUCUCCGAAGGAGCCGGUGAGAUCGCCUUUCAACAGAAAGGUCGACUUUUCGUCUUUCCAAGGCGGUUCUGAUUCGGAAGGAAGCCAGAAUAGUGACGCUAGUGAGGAGGAGGAGGACGAGUUGACGCUGGUUUUUUCUCCAAAAAGAGGUGAUCCGCAGCGCCGGUUUAUGAACAGAGCUAUGUCUCAUGAGUCAAAUCUGCCCACGUUACAGACCUUUGCGAGGCAACCGGAAUCGGAGGAGGCGAUGAGAACGACAUCUCCGUUUGCAGUGGAUACUCCACCAGAGCUUCUGCAUAAACUUGGAUUGGAGUCCCGUCUUGAGGCACAUUCGGAGUCUGCGGUGGAUGCGACCACACAGAAAAGAGGUUCACGUGAGGAGCCGCAAGGAAUUUCGGUUUCUCGGGAGAAAAAUGCCCCAGUUCCGCCCAAUGCCACCUUAGAUGCACCACAUCAGGCCACGAAAGUGAGCUACGUUCCUUCGCACUAUCAGAAUCACUACAACAAAGAGCACAUGGUGAUCCCGUUCCAGUCGAAAGCGUUGCAUUAUCAUGGAAAGGGCAAGCGGAUUGGAGCAGAGUCCAACAUCUUGCACCAGGAUGUUGUUCCUAGUCCAGAGAAGUUAAAUUUGAACAACAUUGACACCCAUGGUGAGACGCGUCCUGAGAUGACCCGAAAUAAUUCAAUUACCAUUGGAAUAUUGCAGUGGGAUAAGGAGAGAGGUUAA